Messenger RNA from Parasteatoda tepidariorum (common house spider), 3993 nucleotides. RefSeq lists its product as uncharacterized. The record is from RefSeq and is a predicted model, not a curated record. NCBI's taxonomy places the organism in Eukaryota, Metazoa, Arthropoda, Arachnida, Araneae, Theridiidae.
GACACUCAGUACGCCAAAAAGCUGCUUUGCCUUCGGAUUUAAUCCAUAGAAGCAAAAUCCCACGCAUUUCAAGCCCACUCAUCUGUUUUCAUCGACCAACCCUCGUCAGCAUCCCUGCGCAUGCUCAAACAUCGAUCCAAAAUACUGUUUAGGUACCAAAGGAAGCAAAGACUGAGAAAUUUCCGAUCUUUCAUCUGUCAGCCAUAUUCUCUAUUACAAAAUCAUUUCGAAAACAAAUCAGCAUCUUAUUUACUUCCAGCAUGUAAUCAACAAAUUUCAAACUACCUACUAGUAUUUAUUUUUUCACUGUCUAAACCUUUAUGCAACCACUCUACAGAUAAGAGCUUAAGCCAAAAAAAAUGGCAAAUGCAAAAGAAAGAAACGGAGAAAAAGAUUCCAGUGCUGAAACUUCAUCCGGAAGCAAAGGUACUGCUGCUACUGGAACAGUACGUCCUAACUGGAAUGUCAUGGCGGUAAGAGGAAAAGUUACAGACAAAUGUCUAUGGUCUGCUUGCAAAGCUAUGACUGUAGGAUUUCUUUGUAUAAUCAUUGGGGCUGUUAUGGCUACUUUAGGUUUUUAUACCGAUCAUUUAUCAAAAGUAGAAGAGACAAAAGGUAACACAACUGUAUGGGUAAAAAAUGAAGCUAAAGAUUCUAACUUAGGGUUUCUCACAUACUUAGGACCAGUUGUAAUGGGAAUAGGUGGAUUUACAAUAGUGGCCGCUUGCGUUAUGACAUUUGAAGCUCGGGAUACAGCAGCCAAAAUCGUUCCAAUAUGGUUCAAACGCACAAGAAUCCAUGUAGUUUCUGGCGGAAGUGGAAGUACUCCUUCUGGUAGAUCCAGCAAAGCUUCAUGGGAAAGAUUUCUUUCACAACAAAGAAGCAGUGAAGAUACAGCAGAUACUCGAACAGCGGUAACUCAAGCUUUAGUGAAUUUCAGCAAAUAUCUGCAAAACAGUGUUGAUACAAACAAAAUUGCCUUGAAUCAAGCAACUACGAAAAAUUCUCAAAACAUUGGGUUAAGAAAAUGUCCCUCUGAACCCAGUUUAGCUAAACUGCAACGAGAUCCUCAUGGUAAUAAUUUUCCAGAAGCUAUAACGUUAUUAGAAGCAAGCACACCCCAGCCCUCGCAACGCACCACUUACGGAGGUGGUCUUAAAACUAUUACUGGAGCUUCAAAGCCACAAUUACUCUCCGUGGCGCCUGAUACAUAUCGACAAGCUGUAUCAAUGGACUGUCCGAGAUCCUCAAGAAUACAUGGUGAAAACGAUGAAAAUGAAUCGGUGGAAUCAGCAACAAAAUCUAACCUCCAGCCAUCGGAUAUAAAUAGGUUACAAACAUUGACUUUCCAAACGUCAUGUGCUACUAGCUCAAGUGGUUCUAUGUCAGUAGAUAUUUAUCUCCCCCAAGGAGCUGUCACUCUAAAAGUGCAUGAUGAAAUGAAAAAUCAAAAAAGAUCUCCUCUUAAACCAGAGUACUCUGAUGAUAGCAGGUGUACCAAAUUCAGUCAACACAGUGAUAUGCAUUCGUUUGGGGACGAUGAACUUUUUUUAUCAACUGAUUUAGAUGACAGUGUCUUCACUAAUCAAGAACUUUCUUCAACCCCACAAAUAGUUCUUGAUUCUUUGGAAUCAAAAGGUAAUGAUCAAUCAAAUCAGAGUUAUUCAGACAAUCAUUCAAUUUCUAGCAAAGAUAAAACCACUGUUGAAAUGUGGGCAUCAAAAUGUCACACUUCAUUUAGUAAUACUGAAAAUAAAUCAGAAUCCAUGGAAGUUCAAACACCAGGCACCUGUUCAGUCUACUCCAAUUUUUCUACAAAUUUUUCUUUUGACUGUUCAGAAAAGGACUCUCCAGGUCUUAGUAUAGAAUCAGUGAUUUCAAAUCCCUUUUCAUCUCGCAUAACGAGUCAAUUUUCUCCAACGCAAACUGAUAUGAGUUUAGUAAAUAUCAGUUCUCUAAAUUCUAUGGGAUCUUCACAAGAUAUCAAUUCACCACUCGUAUUUUGCGGAAGCCCUUCUACCUCUGAUGCCUUUGAUUACAGUCAGGAAACAAUCGCAAAAGAGAAAAAGGCUCAGGAAAGUAUGAGUGCUAUGAAAUCUCAUGGUGGAAUGAAGUAUGAAAAUACAAAACGUAAAGUUCACUCAGUCUCUGAGUCAGUUCGAAAACACGUAUCGAUUACUUUAGAACCAGAUCAAGUUGAAAAAGGACCGAAAAGUAGCCCAAGAAAACACAGUUCUUUGGAAUCAGCUCAAAUACAAACAAGAUCCCAAACUAGAGCUUCUGGAAGUCCAAAAAGACAUCAACAUUCCUUAGAAAGCUGUAACGUAAAAAUUCCUGAGGAUACAUUAUUUGCGUCAACUCAACGAUUUCUUAGCCCCAAGCCCUCAUCUCCAACUUUACCAUCACCAGCAGCUUUUUCUCCAAGGAAAACUAGAUCUGAAAGUCUGCCAGAAAGAAGAGCACCUUCCAUCAAAAGAUUUCCUCUUCUUCGACAAGGUGCUUUAGAUUCAUUUGCUGAAGAAGGGGGAUCAACGCAUAGACUAGAUCGCUCUCAAACUCAAAUUUCCCCGAAGGAUCCAUAAUUACUUAAAAAAUCUCUUUUAACUAAUUUAAUUUGUUACUGGUUCUGUGAUACACUAAAUGGCAAAAGUGACUAAGAUAAAUGUGCCAAGUCCAUUUAGAUUAAUAUUUUGUCUUUUAACAUCUUUUGUCAAUUUUUUAUCAGUAACACUUGAUGUAAAGAUCACUAGUGUUAAAUAUACCUGAAAUUUGAUGUUACUUAUAUGAGCAAACCUCUAUCUAAAAUUGAUCAUAUUAUGUGCUUUAAAAACAAAGCAUAUUUUUUUCCAUAUUUUAAUAUUAUUGAUAUGAGUUUUUAUUACUCUUCAAAAAGACUUUUUUCAAUCAAAAUCACAUCCUGUCCAUCCAUUUUAUCAUUCAUUUUUAAAGAAAGUUUUUAUUAACUCUUUUUUUAGUACUUUACCUUGAUGCGUUUUUUAAAAAAAGUGCUCACUAUGAAAAACUAUUACAACUUUGACCUUUUUAUGAAAAAAUUUCUGCAUGUUAAAUUGACUGUGCGUUAAAAACUGUUUAAAAAGCAAUAUCGUUUUAGAAUUUUCACAAAAGGAUUCAUGGUAAAAUUCAAAACAAAUUUUCCAAAAACUAUUACUUUUAUACAUUAAAUUACUUUAAAAAAUAUUUCGUUACAGAAUUUUUAAAAAAUAUUCGUGAUAAAUUCGCAGAUUUAUUUUCCAAGAAUAAUGAUUCAGAAGGAAUAAAAAACAAAUCAAUGAAAUCGCAUAAAAAUUACAUCGUUCAGAACAAAUCAAAUGCCAUUAAAGAUUAAUUUAUCAUCAAAUUAUAAGAACUUAGUAAUUAGAAUAUUUAGAAAGCGAUAUUUACGAAGGUGAACCAACCCUUAAAAAUAAUUUAAUAUCCCUUCCUUUUAUUUUCCUCCUGUUUUAAGAAGCUCUGACUCAUGUUAGUGCGUUGACUAUCAUUGAAAUCAAAACUAAUUUUAAUGACCUUAUCUAAAUCAUGUUUAAAGUCAGCAUAGGUUUUAAAAUGACUAAUCACUAUGAAUAAAAUAAUAUCUAGUUUACACUUUAAAAAAUUCCGGAUGAAAUCAAAUUUUACGGUAAAAAGGUAGUUUUUACCAUAAAAUUCCCUUUCACCGGAACAUGUUUAGGAACAUAAAAUCUAAUAUACCGUAAAAUAUUCACUCUAAUUAAAUAAAUAACUCUACUUAAAUAUCGCUGUAAAAAUUACAGUAUAAUAUUUUACGUAAAAAAUUGAUUUUACGGUAAUAUGGAUUUGGAUGUUGGAUGCUCCAAAAGUGCCGAUACUUUAUACCGUAUUUUGACCCGGAAUUUAUUAAAGUGUGGUAAUUUUACUUAUGGAAAACUAUAAUGAAGACAGAGUUUAUUGUAAAUAUUUAAGAAUAAUACAAUUAAUAUAUAAUCCAUGUUGUUAAAUAUAUAUAUAUGUACAAAA